Messenger RNA from Tarenaya hassleriana, 2733 nucleotides. RefSeq names its product zinc finger CCCH domain-containing protein 56. Gene Ontology annotation, molecular function: protein binding; metal ion binding. NCBI's taxonomy places the organism in Eukaryota, Viridiplantae, Streptophyta, Magnoliopsida, Brassicales, Cleomaceae. The transcript is spliced from 2 exons. Bases 305 to 2389 code for a protein of 694 amino acids. The record is from RefSeq and is a predicted model, not a curated record.
UUUCGUUUUAGUUUCAAAAGAAACGCAUCUCUCUCCUCUCUUGCUCUCUCUCUCUCUUUCUCUCUGUGCAGCUUCGCUGAUCCAUCUUCUUCUACUUCUCCGUUUCUUCGUCGUCUCAGAUUUGGUCAAUUGGGUUCUGGCGUAGCCGGGUUUUGGAUCGGGGAAAAGUGAUUUUGGGAAUUCGUGUGCGAGGAUAGGAAUUCGUGUUGUGAUCUCCAUAGGUUGGGCUAUUUUCUUGGUGUUUUUUCCCCUUUUUAUGAAGCUGGGACAGGGAUGGAGGAGUUGAUUUGUGAUUUGGUGAAGCAUGUAUGAUGUCUUGGACGAGUUGAAUUCGGGCAAUAACUCAACUUCAUUGUCGGAACAAGAGAGUGAAUCUCUGGCAAAAACAACUAUGGACAGUUCCAUUGAUUCCGACUGCUCGUUCUCGGCCUUGCUCGAAUUUGCUGCAGACAACGAUGUCGAGGGCUUUAAGAGUCAUCUCUCAGAUGUGUCUUGUAUCAACAAGAUUGGUCUGUGGUAUGCCCGUCGAAGGUUUUUGAGAAAAAUGGUCGUUGAACAUAGGACUCCGCUAAUGGUUGCUGCCACGUAUGGAAGUGUAGAUGUUGUUAAGCUGAUUAUUUCGUUUCGGGAGGUGGAUUUGAAUCUGAGAUGCGUUCCGGAUAAGAGCACGGCUCUUCAUUGUGCUGCGGCUGGUGCCUCUGUGAAUUCUGCGGAAGUUGUGAAGUUACUUUUGAAUGCAGGUGCAGAUCCGAGCAUUCCAGAUGCUCACGGCAAUCGCCCUGUGGAUGUCCUGUCUGUGUCUCGUCUUGUUCCCAGUUCCAAGACAAUCCUUGAAGAGAUCUUGAAGAAAGACGGGCCGAUUUCUGAAGAUCUGAAUGCUUCAUCAUCUAGCUUGGGAUCGAGUUUCCGGUCUCGCUCCUCGUCACCGGAUAAUGUUUCCUCCUUACUCUCUUCGGAUUCAGUUCUGUCACCGACGAAGCCAAAUGGUGCUGAUGGGCCUUUUGUCUCGGAGAAGAAAGAGUAUCCAAUCGAUCCGUCCUUACCCGACAUCAAAAGUGGCAUUUAUUCUACAGACGAGUUUCGUAUGUUCUCAUUCAAGAUCCGCCCGUGUUCCCGGGCUUAUUCCCAUGACUGGACUGAGUGUCCCUUUGCACACCCCGGUGAAAAUGCAACGAGAAGAGACCCGAGAAAGUUUCACUAUACCUGUGUCCCUUGCCCCGAUUUUAAGAAGGGUACCUGUAAAAGAGCCGAUAUGUGUGAAUACGCUCACGGGGUGUUUGAGUGCUGGCUACAUCCCGCGCAAUACAAAACCCGCCUGUGUAAGGACGGGAUGAGUUGCAACCGUCGGGUUUGCUUCUUUGCUCAUACGAAUGAGGAACUGCGGCCUUUGUAUGCAUCCACAGGAUCUGGUUUGCCGUCUCCGAGGGCUUCAUCUGGUAUGGACAUGGCCUCUGUAUUGAACAUGUUGCCGGGCUCGCCAUCUGCCAUCCAACAUUCAUUUACCCAUCCCAUGUCACCCUCCGGAAAUGGCAUGCCACAUUCAUCGAUGGCUUGGCCUCAACAGAAUAUGCCGACAUUGCAUCUCUCUGGAAGCAAUCUCCAGCUGAGCCGGCUGAGGUCUUCUCUCAACGCCCGAGAUAUUCCGGUUGAGGAGCUUCGGAUGCUGCAAGAUUUCGAAAUGCAACGCCAGAAGCAGCAGCUACUUGGUGAUGCAUCCAGUCCUCGGUUCAUGAAUCAUUCUGGUAGACCAAAGAGCCUUGCCCCAUCAAAUCUGGAUGAAUUUUUCUCGUCCGAGCUUUCGUCCCCUCGUUUUUCUGACCAACUCGCCGGGUCAUCUAUUCUGUCGCCUUCGCACAAAUCUGCACUACUGAAUCAGUUGCAGAACAAGCAGAGCAUGUUGUCUCCGAUCAAAACAAAUUUAAUGUCUCCAAAGAAAAACGUCGAACACCCUCUGUUCCAGGCCACAUUCGGUGUCUCCUCGUCGCCGGGAAAGAUGUCGCCUCGAGCUGUGGAACCUAUAUCCCCGAUGAACUCCCGUCUUGCAAGUCUUUCCCUUCGUGACAGACCGCAGGUACAUUCCCGCAGCCUCAGCUCCCGUGAACUCGGGUCUAGUCUCUCAUCAGCUGAUGUCGGUUCACCUCUAAGCCCGUGGUCGAGAUGGGACCAAUCCAAGGGCAGCGGCAAUGAUAAUGUGGAUUGGUCCGUUCACUCCGACGAGUUGUGUGUCUUGCGAAAGUCUCAUUCUUUGGCUAACCCGUUCAGUGAGGCCGACGGUCCAUGGGUUCAGCCGAGGAACAUUCGAGCCACAAACCCUGGAGGAGGGCGAGCGGGUCAGGAGGGUUCGAGUCGGGGGAGCGAUGCCAUAAACGCAUGGCUUGAGCAGGUGUAGCUGUGGGCCAUACAGCCGGCGGUGGAUAGCUUAGUUCAUUCACACCAAAGGAUUCACAAUCUGUGAAGCUGAAACUGAUGAUUUGAUUCGUUUAGUUCUUCAUUCAAGAAGCAUGGUAAGAAGCUUUAAUUAUUUUUUGCAUUUCGAUGGAAUUCUUCAUUGUUUGGGUUGUAGAUAUUUCUCAUCAUCUGACAACUAUCAGAUCUUGAGCGUAUCUCUUCUCCUCAUUGUUUCUCCUUAUUUACAAACCUCUCACUCACUCCUGAUGAAUUUGUCAACAACAACAUUGUACGAGGAACCAUAAGAGUAAUCGUUUCAAUAAGACUCCUUUUUUAAUUUGGUUC